CACGAAUAUAAACUAUACCCAGAGUUCAUUUUGCAUGCAAAUCCGCCUAGUACAAGCAGCCCAGGUGAAAAGAAAGACGAACCCGAUAAUCAUAGCACAAUAGCUGAUGCAAACGCUACCGUUUUAGCUAAUCAGAGCACUAAUUUUCCAGCUAAACCUGAAAAUUCCAACAAGGUAAGAUUUAAGAAGGGGAAGGGGAAUGAGAGUUUGGUUGAAUCAUUGAAGAUUUGCGAUUUGUUUGAUGGAAACUGGGUGAAGGAUAGCUCGUAUCCGCUUUAUGAACCUGGGUCAUGUUCCUUUGUCGAUCACCAGUUUAGUUGUUUCGCCCAUGGAAGGCGUGACAGAGGUUAUCUCAAAUGGAAAUGGAAGCCUAAAGUCUGCACUUUGCCAAGGUUGAAUGGCGGGCACAUGUUGGAGAUAUUGAGGGGGAAACGACUGGUAUUUGUGGGGGAUUCCUUGAACAGAAAUAUGUGGGAAUCUCUACUUUGCAUCUUGAAAAGUGCUGCAAAAAAUCCAAAAACUGUUCAUGAAGUUCCCGGAGGGCGUUAUUUUCGAGGAGAACCUUCCUCUAGUAUCAUUUUCAAUGAUUAUAAUUGUUCCGUCGAGUUUUUCGUAUCUCCGUUCUUGGUCCGACAAUGGCAAAUGCCGGACAGAAACGGGACAAAGAAAAAUACACUUCGGCUCGAUCUUAUCGGAAGAUCAUCGGAGAUAUAUAAAUCCGCGGAUAUCCUGGUAUUCAACACCGGGCAUUGGUGGAAUCAUGAGAAAACAUCCAAAGGGGAAGAUUAUUACCAAGAAGGUGAUCAUGUUUACGAGGAAUUGAACGUUGUCGAGGCGUUUCGAAGAGCACUGACAACGUGGUCUAAAUGGGUGGAUGACAAUGUAAAUCCUUCCAAGACUAUGGUGUUCUUUAGGGGUUACUCUGCUACUCAUUUCAGUGGUGGGCAAUGGAAUUCCGGUGGUGUGUGCGAUUCCGAGAUGGAGCCAAUAAGGAACGAGACGUUGCUAAGGCCGUACAUGCCUAUGAUGGCGGUGUUAGAAUCGGUGCUGGAGGGGAUGAAAACACAUGUCACCUACUUAAACAUUACUAGAUUGACGGAUUUUCGAAAGGACGGUCACCCAUCGAUCUAUAGGAGAUACCAUAAGCAUGGUAUUACGGAGAAGGAAAGAACGGAGAGUGUAAAGUACCAGGAUUGCAGCCAUUGGUGCCUUCCUGGUGUGCCGGAUACAUGGAAUGAGCUCCUUUAUUCUGAGCUCCUUGUUAAAGAAUAUAAGAUGAGGCAACAUCAACACAAGUUUAGGUAAAUACAUCAUUCAAAUUUAGAUUUGGAAUGAAAACAUUACAUGAAAUUGAGUAUUCUGAUCUAUUUAUUUUGUCACUACAUAUAAAUCAUGAUAUUCGGAUAUGGAGAAUUAACUAUUUUUUUAAGUACUGAUAUUGUAUUGAUUUAACUUGACAACUUAGUACUGUCAAUUAAAUCAUGUCAGUAUUUCAUGUAAUAGUUUUGAUCAUUGGGUUUGUUUGUACAAUGAGAAUCACCU
This is a messenger RNA of Gossypium raimondii (Peruvian cotton), 1542 nucleotides long. RefSeq names its product protein trichome birefringence-like. Gene Ontology annotation, molecular function: O-acetyltransferase activity. The transcript has 5 exons. The annotation marks the transcript as partial. NCBI's taxonomy places the organism in Eukaryota, Viridiplantae, Streptophyta, Magnoliopsida, Malvales, Malvaceae. The record is from RefSeq and is a predicted model, not a curated record. Gene Ontology annotation, cellular component: Golgi apparatus.